GUGAAGUUGAUAGGGAUGGCCCGGGCCAAAAGGCUAAGCCGGCGAUUGGGAGCAGAGAUGGCGCCUGCAGCUUCGCUGAUUUGUGCCCGCCUGCCUUGGGGGAAACUGCGGCUGCCCGCGCUCUUCGCCUCACGGCGGGGCUAUUCGACGAUGCCUGUGGAUGACACGAUAAACGGGCUGAGUGAAGAGCAAAAACAGCUUCGACAGACCAUGUUCAAAUUCUUUCAGCAACAUUUAGCCCCCAAGGCUAAAGAAAUUGAUCAGACCAAUGAGUUCAAGGACCUUCGAGAAUUCUGGAAGCAACUGGGAAACCUCGGCGUAUUGGGCAUUACAGCCCCUGCUCAGUAUGGUGGCUCAGGCCUGGGCUAUCUGGACCAUGUGCUAGUAAUGGAGGAGAUGUCCCGAGCCUCUGCAGCUGUGGGGCUCAGUUAUGGAGCCCAUUCCAAUCUCUGUAUCAAUCAGCUUGUACGAAAUGGAAAUGAAUCCCAGAAGGAGAAAUAUCUCCCUAAGCUCAUCAGUGGAGAACACAUUGGAGCCUUGGCGAUGAGUGAGCCUAAUGCUGGUUCUGAUGUUGUGUCCAUGAAGCUGAAAGCUGAAAAGAAAGGAGAUUACUAUAUCCUGAAUGGCACAAAGUUUUGGAUCACCAACGGACCAGAUGCUGACAUUCUUAUUGUCUAUGCCAAGACAGAUGUAUCUGCUAUGCCGGUUUCUCGGGGCAUCACAGCCUUCAUUGUGGAGAAGGACAUGCCUGGAUUUAGCACAUCCCAGAAACUAGACAAGCUGGGAAUGAGGGGCUCUAAUACCUGUGAGCUGAUCUUUGAAAACUGCAAGGUCCCUGUCUCCAAUGUUCUGGGUCACCUGAAUAAGGGUGUCUAUGUACUGAUGAGUGGACUGGACUUGGAGCGGUUAGUGCUGUCUGGUGGCCCCCUGGGGAUCAUGCAAGCCGUCCUGGAUCACACCAUCCCCUACCUGCAUGUGAGGGAAGCCUUUGGCCAAAAGAUCGGCCAUUUUCAACUGAUGCAGGGGAAAAUGGCAGACAUGUACACCCGCCUCACAACCAGUCGGCAAUAUACCUAUAAUGUUGCCAAAGCUUGUGAUGAGGGCCGUCACACUCCCAAGGACUGUGCAGGUGUGAUCCUUUAUGCAGCGGAGUCAGCCACACAAGUGGCUCUGGACGGCAUCCAGUGCCUAGGUGGCAAUGGAUACAUUAAUGACUUCCCUAUGGGACGCUUUCUUCGAGACGCCAAGCUAUAUGAAAUUGGGGCUGGGACCAGUGAGAUUCGGAGGCUGGUCAUUGGCCGGGCUUUCAACGAGGCUUUCAAAUAGCGCCUAGAAGUCUGUGGCCCUCCCCGGCAGAGCAGCCAAACGACCCUUCUGUGGAAGCUUUUCUGUGCCCCAGAGCAGCAGGAGGCCAGCCCUGCCACCGUCUGCCUAGCCAGCUGGACUUCAACACGGGGCAGAUUCACCAAGGAGCGCGAGACCGUGGCAGCAGGCCUGCCCAGACCACCUCAACCCAGCUUUUGUGGUCAGCCUCUGCCAGAGUGUUUGCCCGGGCCCUGCGCCGGUGCUGCUGGCAGAGGGGAUCGAGCUUCCCUGGGGCAGACAUACUUCCCCUGCUGCCUGGGAGAAGGUCUCCUCUCCGCUAGUGGAGGGGGCUCACCUCUCUCUAUCUGAGGAACAGCGUGUGAGUGUGCCAAUGGUCGCUUAGUUUUCUUGGUUUUCUCCUUUUUUAAAAAACUGCUGUUUGUCUUCUCAGUCCUUUUGCACCUUCUCCUAAGCACCUGCAGGCACUCCAGCCAGAUUUUCUCUAUGGUGUCUCUCUGUAAUCGGAAGUCAACAUGUUCUCUCUUAUUUAACUAAAAAUGUAAGAUGACGUAAUGAUCAGUCACAUAAAUUCUUCCUGGAAAUUGUUACAGA
Messenger RNA from Antechinus flavipes (yellow-footed antechinus), 1917 nucleotides. It is a transcript of the gene IVD, whose product is annotated as isovaleryl-CoA dehydrogenase. Lineage: Eukaryota; Metazoa; Chordata; Mammalia; Dasyuromorphia; Dasyuridae. The coding region runs from base 16 to 1326 and encodes 436 amino acids. Gene Ontology annotation, biological process: L-leucine catabolic process. The transcript is spliced from 12 exons. The record is from RefSeq and is a predicted model, not a curated record. Gene Ontology annotation, molecular function: 3-methylbutanoyl-CoA dehydrogenase activity; flavin adenine dinucleotide binding. Gene Ontology annotation, cellular component: mitochondrion.